AUGUCCCCGUUGAACCUCAACACAGUCCUGAAACCACCGCAUGUUACAUUCGACUCGCACGGGCCAUAUCACCGCUCGUCUGUACGCUCCGUGCUGGACUUCCUGGGCUCGGGGGAGCUAGAUUCGGUUUUUGACCAGAAACACCACCGCCGCCGACACAGCCAGGGGCAAUCGGUGUAUGAGGAGGACGUCAUCUUCCCGAACUUCACCGUCAGGGAGACCGCCGAGGCGUACUUCUUGGAAGGCGAUUUCCCGGGCAUCCGCAAUCCGAACGACAUCAGGAUCGAGAGGCUGGGCUCCCACGGCCUGCAUAUCGAGGCACAGGCGCCGGAACUAGACCUGUACCACGAAUGGGGCGACAUCUUCGGGGUCCGGCCUAGGAGGGAGGUGCGAUUUGAAAGCGGUGCCGAGCAAGGAACGACGACGGAAGGUUCUCCCAACCGGGAGCAUGAACACGGACACAAACACGACCACGCCGAAGCCAACGAAGGCGAAAAACCGCACGGCGACAAGGAGGGCAAAGGCGCCGCGAGACCCAACAAGGCGCGUCGGAGGGAAUCCUCCUCCCAUGCCGAGGACGACGAGCCCACGACGACAACGACGCUGCUCUCGGAACGGCACGCGGGCCGGCUCCUGCGGUCCUUCACCUUCCCGCAGACAGUAGACCUGGACGGGAUGAAGGCGCGGCUCAAGGACGGAGUGCUGCGGAUCGCGCUGCCCAAGGCGUCGGUCCAUGAGAGGCGGUCGAGCUAUAAGAUUGAAUACGGUGGGUGA
This is a messenger RNA of Fonsecaea multimorphosa CBS 102226, 774 nucleotides long. RefSeq lists its product as uncharacterized. Lineage: Eukaryota; Fungi; Ascomycota; Eurotiomycetes; Chaetothyriales; Herpotrichiellaceae. Bases 1 to 774 code for a protein of 257 amino acids. Gene Ontology annotation, biological process: protein folding; response to heat; response to salt stress. The transcript has a single exon. The record is from RefSeq and is a predicted model, not a curated record.